Penaeus monodon (black tiger shrimp) is the source of this 2461-nucleotide messenger RNA. Its product is annotated as zinc finger and BTB domain-containing protein 24-like. The record is from RefSeq and is a predicted model, not a curated record. Gene Ontology annotation, cellular component: nucleus. Gene Ontology annotation, biological process: regulation of transcription by RNA polymerase II. Gene Ontology annotation, molecular function: protein binding. Lineage: Eukaryota; Metazoa; Arthropoda; Malacostraca; Decapoda; Penaeidae.
GUGUAUCACAACAAACCCUUCUGCAUCUCACUUGCAUCUCUUUGCCGUUUUAUGAGUGCAUGAUCAUGGCAGAGGACUAUGAGGAUUCUGAUUUCUCCUUAUCAUGGACAGAUCAUCUACAAGUUCUCCACAGAGUGAUUACAGCUCUGCGUUAUAAGGAACAGUUUGCAGACGUAACCUUAGUCUGCAAUAAGAAGCACUAUCCAGCUCAUAAGUUUGUCCUGGCAAUGUGCAGCUCAUACUUUGAAGAGCUUUUUGAGCACACCCCCAGCAAACAUCCCAUUAUUGUUCUUGCUGGUAUCCCUUCUGAGGCACUAGAGAAAUUGCUUGAUUUCAUGUAUCUCGGCCAGACGGAAGUUCAUGGCAAGGACUUUGACCGGCUACUAGAAGUUGCACAAGAACUGAGGAUCAGGGGCCUCAUGAAUACAAGUGACAACCCUGAAAACCAAGUACAAGUGGAGAACCAGACAGUAUUUCAAAGCAUCAAACAAGAAGUAGUGGAUGGAGUCAAAAUAGUGGAACCUGUGAGUUUAGCAGAAUUUCCUAUAAAUGGAGAACUGGUUGAGAUUGUUGGAGAAAAAAGGAAAAAUGAAAUUAAGGAACUUGUCGAUCUUAAAGCUGUUCAGAGUGGUAAUGGUGACCAUGUGCUGACCCACACUGUGACGAGCAGUAUGGUAGUGGAAAGUAGUGUUAAUAAUAAUGUUGAAAGCAGAAAGAGGCAAAGUAGCAGUGAGAAUUGUGACACGGCUUUAAAUAAGUGUUCCCAGUGCGAAAAAUCUUUUGAAAGUGAAGAUCUUUUGAACUAUCACAAGAUUAGCCAUAUAGAAGACAAAUUUUUUACCUGUUCAGAUUGUCCGUACAAGACUUUAAACUAUAAUGAUUACAAGACACACACCUCAAAGCAUGCAAAGUCACGACCCUAUGCAUGUCCAUACUGUCCUGAAAAGCAAGUGAACAAAGAACUGCAUAUCAGUCACCAACAGAAAAUGCAUCCUACCAAGGAAGUUACCAUCACGAGGACGGAAUCACUGUUCGAGAAAAUAUUAGUGAAGCAGGACCAAGAAUCAUCCCCCCUGACUGCAGAGACGAACCCAUUCCAGCAACCACCUUCCAAAAUGGCUAGGACAUCACAAUCCCCCACAGUAGAAAGUCUGUCCCAAAGGAACGCUGAGUGGAGCCCAAAAACCAGUGUGAAACGAAUAGUACUACAGAAGCAGCCAAGAAGGUCAACUUCGAAAUCCUCCAGGGGUAGGAGGUCUUGAGGGAAGAUUAGAAGCAAAAGUUGCAUCUUCAUAAACAUGUCUUGUAAUAUGUAUGUCCAACUGGAACAGAAUCAGAAAAAUUGGGUAAUAGUUCCUCAGUUUAAGCUUUAAGUUGUUCUAAAGUGUUCAGUAUGGUUUGUAUAAGUAGAAUAAAGAGUGAAUUUACUUCAGUCUGUGCCUUGACCCAUUAUUUUUCAAACAAAUAGUCAGAUGAGUAUGGCACUUUAGCACAGCAUGUUUUAUAUCCUGCCCUAACUUUUGGUGCUAUAGUACAUUGCCAAAUGCACUUAAUUAUGGCAUUUACUCUUGACUUAGGUAACAUAGUAUCCUUCAGCUUAGAAGGCAUACAGAUUACAUUAUAUAAUUCACUAUAGUACAAAAAAAAUAGGGUAUGGUGUGUAACACACCAUGUUAAAGUGUCAUACUGAUCUGACUAUUCAUUUGGAAGAGAUCUGCAAAAAACAAUGGGUCAAGGCUCUUGAAACGCAUAGUAGUCUGCCCUUGGGAAAGUAAGGCCAAGCAUUUUAAAGUGUUAAAUCAGUGUUUGAAGUAUUAUUACCAAUUUUUCUAUUGGUUAUCAAAAUUAUAGUAUUUACAAAUAUUACAACAUUCCCUGAUUUAAGGGGACCAGCUGGAUAGGCAUGGGCUUCCAUGGUUGAAAUAGAGUUAAGGGAAGUAUCAUGCUUGUGCAAACAUGGAAAAAAUUCCUUUGUGAAUGAUAGGCCCCAAAUGCAUACUUUUGUGGGGUAUCAGAGGUACUACUGGAAAGGUGUUCCAAAUUUUUCACUCAUUUUUUGUAUAUAUGUUCAUUCUAAUGGAUUUUGCAGCAUUUUAUCACAUUACAUUUUAUAUGACUUAGGGUAUGUCCAGCCUACCUCUUUUUACUAGAUAUAAUUGGAUUAGAGUAAAGCAUGUUGAUAGAUACCAAAUUAAAAAGAGGAAGCCCAAAAGAGAAUUGUUCGAGAAUUCAAAUAUUAGAAUUAGCACACUUGAGAUAUAGUUUGCAUGUGACAUCCUGCAAAUUUGUGCUUGCCUAUACAUUAGCUAGCCCACCUCCAACAUUUGAUUGAUUCUGUUGAAAAUAUUGUUACUAUAAUGAAUUAUGUCAAUUUUUGGUCUGUUAUUUUUGUUUCAUGUUGCUGAAUCAUUCACAAUGCAUCAAGAUUAGUUUAUAUGAAAAAUAUACUGAAGAACAUAAA